GAUGUUAUUUGCCGAGAGUACUGCAAAGCGUGGGCGGAAAGUGGAAGAACAACUAAAACGGCAUGUAAAUGACAAUGAUAGGUACUUGAAUCCGAUGUGGAAGGGGAGCUGUACAUGUGAUGGGCAUCGGAUGCUGUGCUGCGGUGCAGGCUCAUGCUCAUCCUGCGAGCUGGCAUGCAUGAUGGAGCAGGGGGCAUAAAUCUACGAUCUAGGCCUAGCUUAGCUUUCAGGCUACAGCGCUUUCAGCGUAAUGUCAGGACUCAGAACUCAGACUCAGAGCCAGUCACUGUUUGGGCUUCCCUGUCUGUCACCUUGCUGUAUUUCUCUGAGGCGUGAGUGAAGCCUUUCUUUACUCCCAGUGUUUCAGGAGGCUGUUGGGGAGCGAACAGCAGCCUAUAUCAGCACCAUUCGGAUGUCGGAGGUCAUCACUCAGAGAUCAAUCCCGAACCUCAACACGGACCCCGAGCUCAACAUCGCUCACUAGACGAGGAGUCCAGGCUCGUUGGGUGAGGUGAGGGAGCGUGUCACUGACAGGGUAGACUGUCAAAUCAAGGACCACGACGCGAUCUAUCAAUCUAUUCAGCUUGGAAAUUCGGCUAAGCCAAAAUGGCGUUCAUGAAGCUGGGGACGGCGUUUUUUGUCUUCGUAAUGCUGGUGUCUCAAGUUAGCGCGCAAGGACCAGCGCCCGCACCAUCGUCAGGCGGUCUGGAGCCAGCUGCAGCUCCGACUCUCACGCCCGUCGUUGCGCCCAUCGCCUCCCCUCCUUCUCCUCCAGCGGCGCCAGUCGUGGCUCCUGUGGUCGCCCCAGUGGUUGCCCCAGUGGUUGCCCCCGUCGUCGCUCCGGUGGUUGCUCCCGUCGUGGCUCCGGUCGUUGCCCCGGUAGUUGCUCCCGUCGUGGCUCCGGUGGUCGCCCCAGUCGUCGCUCCGGUCGUCGCUCCAGUGGUGGCGCCCGUCGUUGCUCCGGUGCUCGCUCCCGUCGUUGCCCCGGUGGUCGCUCCCGUCGUUGCCCCAGUGGUCGCUCCCGUCGUUGCUCCCGUUGUGGCUCCCGUAGUUGCCCCGGUGGUGGCUCCUGUCGUUGCUCCGGUGGUCGCCCCCGUGGUCGCUCCGGUCGUGGCGCCCGUCGUAGCACCCGUUGUGGCGCCCGUCGUCGCCCCUGUUCUGGCACCAACUCCCCCUCCCGCAGUGCCCCCUCCAACUGCCGUCCCAGUACCUGCCCCUGUCGUCGCGCCAGUCUCUUCUCCCCCCGCCCCACCACCGGUGGAGGAGGUUCCCGCUGUCUUGGCGCCGGCAGAAGCACCCGAUUCUCCCGGGAACGAUGGAGUUCAGAUCAGCGCCGCCGGAUGGAGAACGAUGGUGCUCGCUUCCGGUCUCGUGGCGAUCUUGGCUUUCUAGAUCAGGGAAUUUGUUAUUUGGACAUCAACCUCUAACUGCAUCGAAUUGAGAGCAGCAGGAGUAACUUCAUCUGAGGCACAAUGUAGACGCGAUUGACUGCCCAAGCUCGGUCCAGAAUUUGUUUGUUAUAGACAGGAGGGUCAAGACCCUUAACAUAUUCCACAGUAGCUUAGCUUGGCCCGUCCUUCUGAAAUUUCACAUUUGUCCGCUGUUUUUUCGAUCAGUUGCAAAUUUAAGCUGAACAUUCUAUCAGCCAGAACCUGUAAUUGUAGGCACCUUGAGUCUCAAGCCGAGGUGCAAUAAUAUAGGCUGGGGAAGGAACGCCUUGCAGAUCAUAGGUACAUAUUACAUCAUGCGAGCUGCACUUCCAUGCAGAGCCAAUCAGAUAUUUUGACACGAAGAUUGCUUUAGAGAUCAGCUGAUUCCCUGUGAUACAAAAGUCAUGCUGAAGGCUUCCAAGAUUGCUACCAAAUUUAUCAGACAUUCUUCCAAUAACAGAAAAAAAACACGUUCAUCGUGACAGAUUUGUUUUCUGCCC
Molecule: messenger RNA, 1930 nt
Organism: Marchantia polymorpha subsp. ruderalis
Lineage: Eukaryota; Viridiplantae; Streptophyta; Marchantiopsida; Marchantiales; Marchantiaceae
Source: the annotation of a GenBank genome assembly